Molecule: messenger RNA, 4916 nt
Organism: Nycticebus coucang (slow loris)
Lineage: Eukaryota; Metazoa; Chordata; Mammalia; Primates; Lorisidae
Gene: TNN
Product: tenascin N
Exons: 18
Coding region: 1-3903 (1300 amino acids)
Molecular function (GO): protein binding
Source: RefSeq, a predicted model, not a curated record
AUGGGUCUCCAGGGGUUGUUCUGCUUCCCCCUGGGACUCCUGCUCUGCUCUGUGCUCCUCUGUGCUUCAGCCCCGGCCACUCUGGAGCCUCCCGGCUGCAGCAACAAGGAGCAACAGGUCACCGUCAGCCAUACCUACAAGAUCGACAUGCCCAAGUCCGCCCUGGUCCAGGUGGAGGCUGACCCUGAGCACCUCCGUGACAAUGGGGCUUCCCUCUUGGCUCUGGAGGAGGCUGGGGAGGAACAGAACAUCGUCUUCAGGCACAACAUCCGCCUGCAGACACUGCAGAAGGACUGUGAGCUGGCAGGCAGUGUCCAGGACCUCCUGGCUCGGGUGAAGAAGUUGGAGGAGGAGAUGGCAGAGAUGAGGGAGCAGUGUAGUGCCCAGCGCUGCUGCCAGGAAGCUGCCGAUCUGAGCCGACACUGCAGCGACCACGGGACUUUCUCCCCGGUGACCUGCAGCUGCCACUGCGAGCAGGGCUGGGAGGGCGCCGCCUGCGAGCGGCCCGCCUGUCCCGGAGCGUGCAGCGGCCACGGGCGCUGCGAGGACGGGCGCUGCCUGUGCCACGAGCCUUUCGUGGGCGCCGACUGCGCCUACCCCGCCUGCCCCGACAACUGCAGCGGCCACGGCGAGUGCGUGCGCGGCGUCUGCCGCUGCCACGAGAACUUCAUGUCGGAGGACUGCAGCGAGCGGCGCUGCCCCGGCGAUUGCAGCGGUCACGGCUUCUGCGACACCGGCGAGUGUUACUGUGAGGAGGGCUUCACGGGCCUCCACUGCGCCCAGGUGGUCGCCCCUCAGGGCCUGCAGCUGCUCAAGAGCACGGAGGAUUCCCUGCUGGUGAGCUGGGAGCCAUCCAGUGAGGUGGACCACUACCUCCUCAGCUACUACCCCCUGGGGAAGGAGCUCUCUGGGAAGCAGAUCCAAGUGCCCAAGGAGCAGAACAGCUAUGAGAUUCUAGGUUUGCUGCCUGGAACCAAAUACAUAGUCACCCUGCGCAACGUGAAGAAAAAUGUUUCCAGCAGCCCACAGCAUCUCCUGGCCACCACAGACCUCUCUGAGCUUGGCACUGCUUGGGUGACCGACGAGACUGAGAACUCCCUUGAUGUGGAGUGGGAGAACCCCCCAACCGAGGUGGACUACUACAAGCUGCGGUAUGGCCCCAUGACGGGACAGGAGGUGGCGGAGGUCACUGUGCCCAAGAGCAGUGACCCCAAGAGCCGAUACGACAUCACCGGUCUGCAGCCCGGGACAGAGUAUAACAUCACAGUUGUCCCAGUGCGAGGAGAACUGGAGGGAAGGCCGAUUCUCCUGAAUGGCAGGACAGAAAUUGAUGGUCCAACCAAUGUGGUCACUGAUCGAGUGACAGAAGACACAGCGACUGUCUCCUGGGACCCGGUUCAGGCUGUCAUAGACAAGUACAUGGUGCGCUACACCUCUGCUGAUGGGGACACCAAGGAGACGGCAGUACACAGGGACCAGAGCAGCACCACCCUGACGGGCCUGAAGCCAGGAGAGGCGUACAAAGUCUACGUGUGGGCUGAGAGGGGCAGCCAGGGGAGCAAGAAAGCUGACACCAAGGCCCUCACAGAAAUUGAUAGCCCGACAAACCUGGUGACUGACCGGGUGACAGAGAAUACGGCCACUGUCUCCUGGGACCCGGUGCAGGCUGCCAUUGACAGGUAUGUGGUACGCUACACCUCUGAGGAUGAUCAAGAGAUCAGACAGAUUCCUGUGGGGAAGGAGCAGAGCAGCACCGUCCUGACGGGCCUGAGGCCAGGCGUGGAGUACACGGUGUACGUGUGGGCCGAGAAGGGCGCCCGGGAGAGCAAGAAGGCCGACACCAGGGCCCCAACAGACAUUGACAGCCCCCAAAACCUAGUGACUGACUGGGUGACAGAGAAUACAGCCACUGUCUCCUGGGACCCGGUGCAGGCUGCCAUCGACAGGUACGUGGUGCGCUACACCUCUGCUGAUGAUGGAGAGACCCAGGAGGUUCCUGUGGGGAAGGAGCAGAGCAGCACCGUCCUGACAGGCCUGAGGCCAGGCGUGGAGUACACAGUGCACGUAUGGGCCGAGAAGGGGGCUCGCGAGAGCAAGAAGACCCACACCACGGCCCCAACAGACAUCGACAGCCCCCAAAACCUGGUGACUGACUGGGUGACAGAGAAUACAGCCACUAUCUCCUGGGACCCAGUGCAGGCCGCCAUUGACAGGUACGUGGUGCGCUACACCUCUGCUGAUGAUGGAGAGACCCAGGAGGUUCCUGUGGGGAAGGACCAGAGCAGCACCGUCCUGACGGGCCUGAGGCCAGGCAUGGAGUACACAGUGCACGUGUGGGCCGAGAAGGGGGCCCGCGAGAGCAAGAAGGCUGACACCAAGGCCCCAACAGAAAUUGAUAGCCCCAAAAACCUGGUGACUGACCAGGUAACAGAGAGUACGGUGACUAUCUCCUGGGACCCGGUACAGGCCACCAUUGACAGGUACGUGGUGCGCUACACCUCUGCCCACGGAGAGACCAAAGACAUUCCAGUGGCGAAGGACCAGAGCAGCACCAUCCUGACGGGCCUAAGGCCAGGCGUGGAGUACAUGGUGUACGUGUGGGCCGAGAAGGGGACCCAGGAGAGCAAGAAGGCCGACACCAAGGCCCCGACAGAUAUUGACAGCCCCCAAAACUUGGUGACCAACCGGGUGACGGAGAACACAGCGACUGUCUCCUGGGACCCGGUGCAGGCCGCCAUCGACAGGUACAUGGUGCGCUACACCUCUGCUGAUGGAGUCACCAAGGAGGUUCCUGUGGGGAAGGAGCAGAGCAGCACCGUCCUGACGGGCCUGAGGCCAGGCGUGGAGUAUACAGUGUACGUGUGGGCUGAGAAGGGGACCCAGGAGAGCAAGAAGGCCGACACCAGGGCCUGGACAGAAAUUGACCCUCCCCAAAACCUUCGUCCAUCUGCUGUAACACAGGCUGGGGGGGUUUUGACCUGGACACCCCCCUCUGCUCAGAUCGAUGGCUACAUUCUGACCUACCAGUUUCCAGAUGGCACGAUUAAGGAGGUGCAGCUGGGACGAGACUACCAGAGGUUUGAGUUGCAAGACCUUGAGCAGGGCGUCACCUACCCUGUGUCCCUGGUUGCCUUUAAGGGUGAUCACCGGAGCAGGAGUGCAGCUACUGCCCUCUCCACAGUUGGCGCCCGAUUCCCACACCCUUUGGACUGCAGUCAGGUUCAGCAGAACAGCAACGCUGCGAGUGGUCUAUAUACCAUCUAUCUGCAUGGUGAUGCUAGCCGGCCCCUGCAGGUGUACUGUGACAUGGACACGGAUGGAGGCGGCUGGAUUGUCUUCCAGAGGCGGAACACCGGCCAGCUGGAUUUCUUCAAGCGUUGGCGGAGCUACGUGGAAGGUUUUGGGGACCCCAUGAAAGAGUUCUGGCUUGGACUUGACAAGCUACACAAUCUCACCAUGGGCUCUCCUACCCGGUAUGAGGUGAGAGUGGACUUACAGACUGCCAAUGAGUCUGCCUAUGCCAUCUAUGAUUUCUUCCAAGUGGCCUCCAGCAAGGAGCGGUAUAAGCUGACAGUUGGAAAAUACAGAGGCACGGCAGGGGAUGCCCUUUCUUACCACAAUGGAUGGAAAUUCACAACUUUUGACAGAGACAAUGAUAUUGCGCUCAGCAACUGUGCCCUGACGCAUCAUGGUGGCUGGUGGUACAAGAACUGCCACCUAGCUAACCCCAAUGGGAGGUAUGGGGAGACCAAGCACAGUGAGGGGGUGAACUGGGAGCCAUGGAAAGGACACGAAUUCUCCAUUCCUUACGUGGAGUUGAAAAUCCGCCCUCAUGGCUACAGCAGUGAUCGCGUGGUGGGCAGGAAGAAGCGGACGCUGCAAGGAAAGAGGAGGACACUCUGAUGGCCCAUUUUGAGCGACAAUUGCAGGGACACGACCAGCCGGGGCUGGGGGCUGGGCAAGCUUGGGAUGGGGUGGGGCAUUGGUGCCUGGUGGAUGGAAGGUGGAGUGCUCAUAGUGCUGGUUUCUAAGAAGGCUAGAUAACCCCCAGACCAAAGCAGGUCCUCCAGCUUCCAAUCACCAAGAUUCCUUCCUGUCACCUGCAUUUUUUUCCCCAUCUUGAUUUUUAGGGGGCCUGAAAAUCAACAAAAUAGUAGUUGCACAGGAUGUAUGGGAAAGACAGUAUGGAAACUGCAGGGAUUUUCAGCUUGUCUUCAGUAACAAAUAUAUUGGAGUAGGACAAAAAUGAAUCAUCCCCCACUUCACUGAUUGGAAAUUUCUAGAAACAUAUACAUACACACUUAAAGCUCUGCUAAUCCAAAUCUUCUCUCUAGGAAGAAGCACCAAAGAGAGGCUCUGAUUACCUAGGGUUUGGGACUGAGGCAACUGGAUGUUUGUUUCCUCCUUUUCCCACUGGGUUUUGAGGGGGGGGAAAAAGGCACAAAUUCCCCCUCUUUCAUAUUGCUGGUGUUAGGGAGAAUAAAGAGAAUAAAAAGGGGCCAGGAUGGAUUCACAUUUAGCUAAGUUCUGACUAGUAUCCAGCAUGCUGGAAACCAAAGCUCCUAUUUUACUGCUAUUUUUAAAUGCCCUCUUUUGGGUCAUUUGCAUAAUUACUUUCAUAGAUCUGCAUAUGUUGUGAAUAAAUUCUCACUCAUUUCAAGUGUAAAUAAUUUGACUCUCUUGAUAAUUGGUACCUCUCAAAGUCUCUCCUGUGACCCCCUUUCGUCCCUCCCUCCCCAAGGCUCGCCACUUCUGUGUGACCCCUGGGUUUCCUGAGGCUGCCAGUGCUGUGAGUCUGACUGUUGAUUGGAGGCUUGGCAAGGUCAGCUCCUUCUUGUUUAUUUCCUAUCAUUUUGGAAGGUAUUUUUGCAGUGAAGUCAGUGACCAUUGAAGUAACUUAAAUUCCUAUUCAAGAA